AUGUUUACAAUAACAAAUAUUACACAUCCUACCGUGGACACCAAAAGACCGCUUCUGUUACUUCAAUCGGAACAUGGAGAUAAGUUUUUGUUCGGACAGAUCCCAGAAGGCACGCAAAGAACCUUUCCGGAAAACAAGACUAGGCUUUCCAAGCUUGAAUCGAUCUUUUUGACAGGUACGCUAAGCUGGGCGUCCAUAGGUGGGUUACCAGGCAUGAUAUUGACACUAUCAGACCAGGGCGUAAAAUCAAUGGCGCUUUUCCAUGGCAGGGAGAUUAUCAGCUUUGCAGUGGCUACUUGGAGAUACUUCGUAUUUCGAUUCGGAAUGAAACUCAGUACAAACGUGCUUGGGGAUGGACAGGUCUACGAAAACAAAAUUAUGCGAGUGAAGUCCAUCUUAGUCGAUUCCAGCACAAACGAUGAUGAGAAAUCUUCUAGUUUGCUGCCGAAAAACCUGAGUAGUGCUCUUCGGUACAUUGUGUCGAAAAUGUUCCCAUCACAAGAGCCGACUGCGAGGCACGAUCCUGCUUCGGAUUGUCAGAUGAAUGUUGAGAUUCCUCCACUUCAAGGAUCACCUACGGAAAGUACGUCCUACGAAAUCACGUUGAAGCCUGUCCGCGGCAAGUUUAGAGUUGAAGAGGCCAUGAGACUUGGAGUUCCGAAAGGUCAGCUAUUCGCCCAGCUAACGAAAGGUCAAAGCGUCACACUUGAGGGUGGCAAAGUAAUUGAACCGCAUCAAGUUCUUGAGAAACAGAGGGAUUUUGCCAAAGUGCUGAUUUUGGAUAUACCCUCAGACGCUUAUCUGCCACAGUUUCGCGAGAAGUUCAAAGAUUAUGACAUGUCCUUCCUUGGAGCCGUUUACUACUUUUUGGGUGAUAGUGUCACCAUCAGUAGGGACCUUAUAGAAUUGAUGGAACAUUUCGAUCAUGAUCAUAAUCAGCAUUUCGUCUCUCAUUCUAAGAUAUGUCCAAAUUCCAUCGUCUUUCAAAGCUCCGCAGUAACUACCUUGAAAUUAAAGGCCAUUCAACCACAAAACUAUAACCUACCGUUGUCUAGCAGAGUGUUAUCCAAAGAAUUUUACGAAUGCUUCAACAAGAGACUGCCUCGGGGGAACUCCGUAAUUCAGCAAAGUGAAGUGCCGUUGACUUCGACGAUCGGGGAGGAAAAAGUUCAUAUCAUGCUUCAAAAUGACAGUGUCGUUAUCGAGCCCUUUACUCAGGGAGAACAGCAGGUCAAACUAAAAUGUCAAAAAAAUUUCAAGCCUUUGCCGCCCUGGUCUUCACUUUACGAACGGCACAUCGCACCUUUGAAUAUCGUGAGCGCAAGCCAGGAAUCCGUAGUUGGAGGCGGAGGUCGCUCAAACAUUUUUAAUAAUGAAGCAAAAAAGGGCAAGGUUGAAAUCGUCACUAUCGGCACCGGGAGUUCAUUACCUUCGAAAUACAGAAAUGUAAUCUCCACGUUAGUUAAAGUCCCUUAUAACCUGAACGGUAAGUCAUACGACAGGAAUAUUCUUUUAGAUGCCGGAGAAAACACACUUGGGUCAUUGCAAAGAACAAUUGCAUCCGCUGAUUUACCGGAACUUUUCCGAAACUUAAGGCUUAUACACCUAAGUCACUUACAUGCAGAUCAUCAUCUGGGUAUCGCAAGCUUGCUCUCGGAAUGGUACAAGCAUAACGCUACAAACCCGAAUGCAACUAUUUACAUUGUAGUGCCAUGGCAAUAUCGGAUUUUUUUGAAGGAAUGGCUACCUGUGGAAGGUCAUAAAAUCGAAGAGAGGAUCAAAUUCAUCAGUUGUGAGCACUUGGUUGAAGGCGGCUAUGUCAGGAAAGAAAUCAAACCACUCGCUUUUGAAACCUAUUCAGAAGGAGGUGGACCGAAUAAUAAAAAGAGGCGCCUCGAGUGUGACGAUAAUUCAUCUUUCAGAGACCUUGAAACGAUAUCGCAAAUGUAUCGAGAUUUGAAGAUUCUUUCAUUCCAAACCUGUCGUGCUAAGCAUUGCGAUUGGGCGUACUCUUGCGCGAUAACUUUUUUCACAAGGUCGAACUCAUCAUCGGUCUUCAAAGUAUCGUACUCUGGUGAUACUAGACCAAACAUCGAAAAGUUUGCAAAAUCGAUUGGCAGAAACUCGGAUUUGCUGAUCCAUGAAGCAACUUUGGAGAAUGAGCUUCACCAAGAUGCGGUGAAAAAGAGACAUUGCACGAUAAACGAAGCUAUACAGGUUUCCAAUGAAAUGCAUGCGCAGAAGCUUAUCUUAACUCACUUUUCGCAACGUUAUCCCAAGUUGCCCCAAGUCGAUAACAAUAUGAAAAUUGAAGCCAAGGAAUACUGUUUCGCGUUCGAUGGCAUGAUUGUUGCGUAUGAUGAUAUUGGCAGGCAAGUCUCUAAGCUAGGUCUUCUGAAUAGUGUUUUCACUGAGGACCAAUUCUCCGAUGAUGAAGAGGCAUGA
This is a messenger RNA of Lachancea lanzarotensis, 2445 nucleotides long. It is a transcript of the gene TRZ1, whose product is annotated as LALA0S01e17678g1_1. Lineage: Eukaryota; Fungi; Ascomycota; Saccharomycetes; Saccharomycetales; Saccharomycetaceae. Gene Ontology annotation, cellular component: mitochondrion. Gene Ontology annotation, molecular function: 3'-tRNA processing endoribonuclease activity. The coding region runs from base 1 to 2445 and encodes 814 amino acids. The transcript has a single exon. The record is from RefSeq and is a predicted model, not a curated record. Gene Ontology annotation, biological process: mitochondrial tRNA 3'-end processing.